Messenger RNA from Oikopleura dioica, 258 nucleotides. NCBI's taxonomy places the organism in Eukaryota, Metazoa, Chordata, Appendicularia, Copelata, Oikopleuridae. The record is from the annotation of a GenBank genome assembly.
AUGCAUCCGUUAGAGUGGGUAAUGGUCAACAUGACGUUGACUUUCGUUGGACCGGUAGCGCUUGGAACUCAUGCAGUUUCCACUUGGGCUUAUUAUGUCUUUAUUUUCACAAAGGGCGUGAUCAACCACUGCGGCUACCACAUUCCAGCGCCACAUGUCCUUUCCUCCAGUUUUCACGACGCCCAUCACCGCCUUUUCAACUGUAAUUACGGCUCUUACGGGCUCUUUGAUUAUCUCCACGGGACGAUCAGAAAAUGA